Messenger RNA from Lacerta agilis (Sand lizard), 4480 nucleotides. RefSeq names its product microsomal triglyceride transfer protein (gene MTTP). The transcript has 18 exons. NCBI's taxonomy places the organism in Eukaryota, Metazoa, Chordata, Lepidosauria, Squamata, Lacertidae. Gene Ontology annotation, molecular function: lipid binding. The record is from RefSeq and is a predicted model, not a curated record. Bases 104 to 2791 code for a protein of 895 amino acids. Gene Ontology annotation, biological process: lipid transport; cholesterol homeostasis; lipoprotein metabolic process. Gene Ontology annotation, cellular component: Golgi apparatus; endoplasmic reticulum; basolateral plasma membrane.
AGAUUCAGAAGCCCUCUUUUCAGGCUUCACUCCAAUCGGAGCAGUUCACUUCUCCAUAGCCUUGAAAUAUUUCACAGUAUUAUAGCUGUUAGACGGGACAAGCAUGAUUCUUCUCACUGUGCUUUUCCCGUGCAUCAUUUCCACCUACUCAGCAUCUGUGAAAGGCCACAAUACUGGUCCACGAAUAAACAAUGACAAGUUAUAUAAGUUCGCCUACUCCACAGAGGUGCUUCUGGACAGGGUGAAAGGCUCAUCAUCCCUGGAGAGUGCAGGCUACCGAAUUUCAUGUGGCGUGGAUGUCAACUUAGUAUGGAGAAAUCCCAAUAAUGAUGACGAUCAGCUGAUCAAAAUUGCGAUUACAGAUGCAAAAGUUGAAAACGUAUAUGAGCGUCCAAAAAAGAAAAACAUUUUUGAAAGAAAAAAUACAGCAGCAGUAAUUGGAAAAGAGCACCUGGCAGCUUUAAAAAGGCCUGUAGUUCUGCAGUGGACUCGUGGAAAGGUUAAGAACUUCUACUCCUAUGAAAAUGAACCUGCUGUUAUUCAGAAUCUCAAGAGAGGCCUGGCUAGCUUGUUUCAGAUACAGAUGAACUCUGGGACUGUCAAUGAGGUGGAUAUUUCCGGCAGAUGCGAUGUUACUUACAGGGCUCAGGAAAAUGAAAUCACUAAAAUCAAAGCCUUGAAAUCUUGUAAAUUAGAACGGACAGGAUUUACCAGCCACAGUCAGCUCUUUGACAUCAGCCAAAAAUCAGUAUCUGCCACAACGUAUGUGCUGGAGGACACUUUUAUUAAAUCAGUGCGGGCAGAAGAAAAUCACAUUUUGAACGUGAAUAUUCAGCGAGCAAUUGAUGCGAAAGUAGUUUCGAAGCAGAGACUGGAACUGAAGUCAACUGAAGCUGGCCCAAGAGUGAUGGCUGGGAAGCAAGUUGCUAAGAUUAUCAAGGCUCUGGAUUCAAAUUACGUUGCAAUUUCGCUUGCAGCAGAGCCUGUCUCGGAUGAAUGUAAAAGUUGCCCCACACUCAUUCAGCAGUGGAAGACUAUCCGGCCACAGAUGGAACCCGAAAACCUUUCCAAAGCUGAUGCUGUGAAAGGAUUUUUGUCUUUCAUUCAGAACUUGAGGAAAGCUACAACAGAAGAGAUUCUUCAGAUUCUGAGAAGUGAAAGCAACGUGGAAGUCCUUCCCCAGUUAGUUGAUGCUGUGGCCUCUGCACAGACCUCAGCCUCUCUGAAAGCUAUGCUGGAUUUCCUGGAUUUCAAGAACAAGAGUGGAUCUGUCCUUCAGGAGAGGUUCCUCUAUGCCUGUGGAUUUGCUUCUCAUCCCAACGAGUUGCUACUCAGAUCUCUAAUUAAUACAUAUAACAGCCAGAUCGGCAACAGCGAAAUCCGAGAAACAGUUGUCAUCGUUAUUGGGGCCCUCAUCAAAAAGCUGUGUGACAAGGGAGAAUGCAAACUGCCUGCUGUUAUGGAAGCCAAGAAGCUGAUCUCUGGAGGUUUGAACAGGGCAAAGACGGCUGAUGACGUGAAGGUCUACCUUUUGGCAUUGAAGAAUGCUGUUUUGCCUGAAGCUAUUCCAGACCUUCUGAAAUACGCCGAGUCAGGAGAAGGCCCCAUCAGCAAUGUUGCUGUUUCUGCUCUGCAGAGAUAUGACCAUUCUUUCAUUACCAGUGAGGUGAAGAAAACCAUGAACAGGAUUUAUCACCAGAACCAUAAAGUUCACGAGAAGACGGUACGCACCACAGCAGCUUCCAUCAUCUUCAGCAACAAUCCUUCCUUCAUGGAAGUAAAAAACCUCCUGCUCUCUAUUGGAGAGCUGCCUCUGGAAAUGAAUAAGUACAUGCUUUCGCUAAUCCAGGACAUUCUACGUUUUGAAAUGCCUUCCAGCAAAAUGAUCCGCAAAGCUCUGAAGGAUAUCUCCAUCCAUAACUAUGACCGAUUCGCGAAAACAGGUUCUUCCUCAGCUUUCUCAGGUUACUUAAUACGCACUCCGGAUUUGUCAUCCACCUAUAGCCUUGACAUACUCUACUCUGGCUCUGGAAUCUUAAGAAGAAGUAACCUGAAUAUCUUUCUUUUCAAUAAAUACGCACAACUUCAUGCCAACCAGGUGGUGAUUGAGGCUCAGGGCCUGGAAUCCAUUAUAGCUGCAUCUGCUGAUGAAGGUGAAGAAAAUCUAGAGUCCUUCGCUGGUGUGUCGGCGAUCAUGUUCGAUGUUCAGCUUAGACCCGUUACCUUUUUCCAAGGGUAUGGCGAUCUCAUGUCUAAAAUGUUCUCAGCCACUGGAGACCCCAUAAGUGUGGUGAAAGGACUCAUCCUUCUGAUGGAUUACUCACAGGUAAUUCAGCUACAGUCUGGGCUGGUUUGCAGAACGGAAUUCCAGGGAGGCCUGGCCAUUGAUAUUUCUGGAGGAAUGGAAUUCAGUCUUUGGUACAGAGAAUCCAAAACCAAUGUUAAAAACCGGGGAGCUGUGGUGAUAGUCGGCAACAUUGUUGUGGAUGCGCUCUUUGUCAAGGCUGGCAUGGAAAGCAGUGUUGAAGCCGAAACAACUCUGGACUUUGUCUCCACAGUGCAGUUUUCACAAUAUCCGUUUUUAGUUUGCUUGCAGAUGGACAAAAUUGAAAGUCCUUCCAGGAGAUACUUAGUUAAAUAUGAAAGUCUACCAUCAGGAGAAUCUUAUACCUCCCGGAAAGGAAAAGUGAGGCUGCUGGCUGGUUCCGAAUAUCCCCUUCACCAAGAGAACUCCAACAUGUGCAAGAAAGUUUUCAGUGAUCAGUCUGACUCCUUGGAAAGCUGGUUUUGAAACAGGCACCUGAUCUUUCAUUUGACCCCAACCAUGGCUGAUGUUGGCUUUCACACGUACUGUGGUGCUGGCUGUGAUACUCGAGCCCAUGAAAACUUUACUGUCAACUUCAAGAGGCCCAGAAUCUUGAGUGCGUGUUCACUGUGUUUACAUAUUUACAUAUAUUUAAAGAAACCCUUUUUUAUGUAACAGGUUAAGGAAAUCAUACAAAUUGAUGCAAUUCUAGGCACUCGUUGAGGGCCCAGUUAGAUUUGUUGUGUGGCCAUGUGCAGAUCUUCCUGAGUCCCUUUGUUUGGCUUUAAAAACACCUGGGGGCAGCCACUUUGGGUUGGGGCCACAGCGAAGGAGUAGAGAGGGCUUGACCCUUUUCCUGCACCUCAUUUCUGCAACUUAAAUCACUGUUCCUCAGUCAUGAAGCUACUUUUACCCAUGGGAAGAGAUUGGAAGGUGGAACAAUUGUCCUUGUCUUUUCUUGCUUCAUAGCAGCAUUAGAGAUGUAACAGCAGCAGUUUAAGUAGACAUGAUUCAGGGGGAAAGGGGGGGGGGGUUUCCUUUCUUAAAUAUCACAACCCUAUUCCCAGUCUUCCCCAUCACCCACCUCCAGCUACUUUUAACCAAAGAAAAUGACCACAGGAGUUCCAAUUAUCCAAUUUGGCCCUGGGGGCCAGUAUCACUCUGAUGUUGACAUUAAAAACACUAAAAACACUCACUGUUUCUUGGUUCUCCCAGGCGUUUUUAAAAUCUGCACAGUAAAAUUAAUUAUUUUAUAUUAUCGUGUUUCAGUUGUAAUCCUGCCUUUAGUGGAACCCAUUUUUAAAAGUGCAGUAGUAUUCCAUGCUAAGGUAGCACAAAUAAUCAUUAAUGCAACCCAAACUGAAACAUUACACCAGUUUCUGGACAAUUCCUGCUCAUUUUAAUGGGACAUGAGCUGAAGAUUUAGCUGGAUGCUGUUGUGUGGUUUAACUGGAAAACAAAAAAUAUUGGAGUUAGGAUAAGGGAUGGAAAUAUGCUAAUGCAUGCUGUACAAAAGAGAUAGAAUUGUAUGUGUUCAUAAAUAUUUUCCAUGUAUUAUACUAACCCCAGGCUUUUUUAAAUACUGUAUACAGUUUGCAAGAUGAAGAACAAUGCUGUGCAUGUGUACUUACUUGAAAGUAAAUCCUACUGUGUUCAUUAGGACUUACUCCCUAGUUAUGUGGUUAAGGAUGGAGGAAUACAUUUGAUUCAGGUCACAGAUUUGCACUUCCUGAAACAAUAAGUGAAAGAAAACACAGCCAUCCUUUGAAAUUCACACUUCUCUGAAUGUCGCAAUGUGGUUCUACAACCAGAUAAUGUGUACAAAAUGCAUAUAAAGCUUAUAUUAGUGUCAUAGAAAAAUUGCAGUAUAUUGGAGAAAAUUGUUUGCAACAAAACUGUUUUGUAGGCAAAACUGAAUAUACAACAUGCAAGGAAAAAUGCACACUAAACUACUGACCAAUUUGAUGUGGAAAUAUAGGGAACUGCAUUUAAGACUGGGGGGAAAUGAGAUUCUGAGAAAAUCCUGAAAUUGACAGAUUUGCCCAUCGUUAUUUAAGAUUGCACCCUUAGGCUAGUACUCCUUUUCAUUUUGUGGUUUGUUUAAUCAGCACUGUGUUUGAAAGGACUUGGGUUGUUAACCUGUGUGUUCGUAAAUGCUUGCUUAUCUUUUUUUUU